CAAUCAGGGAGCGCCAUCAACAACGUCACUUCAACUGCAAUGAAUAAGAGGGUCUUCCGCUCACUACAUCAGCGAGUCCAUGGAGGUCAACCUUGAUGCUCAAGUAGUUAACAAUCCCCCGAAGACAGAUUCAACAAAUUAGAUUGUUGAGACGCAUGGUUUAAAAGAAAGAAAACAAGUUGAUCUCAAGAUGAAAAUUGAGAUAAACACCAAUUAAACAUCUCUAAAGAUAAUAAAGGUGACUUAUUGAGAGGACUUAUGCAACACUAAGGUCAAGCCUGAAAGGGAGGGACAAGAAGAAAGAACCGCACAAGAAUAUUCUGAUAGUUUAAGAGGCACAAUGGAAGGUGCAAAUAAUUUGUCGAGAUUGUCUAACUCAACGUCAUCGUUCAAUAACGGUAACUGGACAAGCUCGUUUUCGAUACCGUCUGAAGGAACACUGUUAACCAUAUUCAUUUUCCUUGUCCUUCUUGGACUUUUAAUAGUUGCUAUGAACUCCCUCGUAAUAGUGCUUGUUCAUAAGAACCGAUUUCUCCAAACUACGACGAACUAUUCGUUAGUCAGCCUCGCAUUAUCGGAUCUGCUAUGUGGACUUGUGGCGAUCCCGCUGAUCACCCUCUGUAACUACACACACGACAACUACGUGUGUACGGCCAUGGACUUGACAAGCAGGUUCCUUUGCCUCUCCACGAUUCUACAUUUGCUAAGCAUUGCGCUUGAGAGACAUAUCUUCAUUGUGUAUAAACUUAACACUGAGGUUGUUACACCUAUAAUUGUGUACCUACUUCUAUCGUGCAUUUGGUUGUUUUCCCUAGCGACUACUCUUGUACAACUGGUAUGGAUUGACGUCAAUGCGGUGAAUCUAACGAAACCUGGAAUGGCUUACACGGAGAUGAUCUACAAUGCUGUAUUCGUGUUCGUCCUGGUAAUGCUCCCAAUCCUUGCCAUUAUUUACUCUUACGCACGUAUUUACUUUGUGCUCCGAAAAACACACAAGACAAUCACAGAACAAGAAAACAGCGUCCAGUCAGAUAAAGUGAAAGUACGGCGUGCCCGUUUCAGACGCGUAAAAGAAAGGCGAGCUCUGUUUGUUUUUGUGGGAAUGUUUCUUAAUUACGCACUCGGUUGGUUUCACUACUUUAUCGGCGGACUCAACAGAGACAUCACGGAUGUUGGCGGAAGUCUAAUGCCCCCUGUGCCCUUUUGGUUGGAUGUUGUGUUUCUGUACGCAAGAUUCUUAACAUCUCUUAUCAACCCACUACUGUACACGUUCUUCAAAAUGGAUUUCAAGCAGGCAAUCCAGCCGUAUUUAAGAAAAAUGUGUUCUAGAGAGCGAUCUAGAGAGCGAGAUGAGGACACAGAGCCAAAAGCCUGGUGGAUGAGCUUGAGAAGGAUCUCUUUUGUAAGAAGUAGUCAAACGACGGAGACAAUUUUUCUUUAGCGAGACAAUCUUCGGUAAUAGAUCAAGGAGGCCCUGGUAGAACGGGACCUCGACUUGAGCUAGGGGAGGGGAUCUACCACCUAUAAAACAUCUAUAUUGCUGCAAUAACAAAACGCCACGAGAAUGGAAGAGUCUCAGGGAGGCCAUGCGGUUAUACAUCCUCGUUAUGCUAACCCGUGAACAAUGACUGAUGAGGUCGAGUCUAAGAUAUGGGGAGAGCGACAGCCCAGGGUAGUUGCGAACGGGUGAUCCCCGUUAGACUAAAUUCCGGGGGGGGAGGGAGGGGAUUGGCAGACUUAAAACAACUUAUACAAGAACUGGCUAUAAAAAAAAUACAAGAACUGGCUAUAAAAAAAAAAAACAGAAGCAACUAAUACAGAAAUACAUAAUUUAAUUAAAAGCUGUUGGUAUUCUUUAGAAAAGCUCUUAUUGCGUUAAAUAUUUCUGUAUUAUAAUCAAAACAGAUGAAAGCCGCAACCCUAUGUAAAAAAGAAUGUUUGUUUUCAUCAACAAAUAUGAAUUAGACUGAAAUGACUUUGAGCAACUAAUAUGAACUAGACUGAAAUGACUUUGAGCAACAAAUAUGAAUUAGACUGAAAUGACUUGGAGCAACAAAUAUGAAUUAGACUGAAAUGACUUUGAGCAACAAAUAUGAAUUAGACUGAAAUGACUUGGAGCAACAAAUAUGAAUUAGACUGAAAUGACUUGGAGCAACAAAUAUGAAUUAGACUAGAAUGACUUUGAGCAAUAAAUAUGAAUUAGACUGAAAUGAUAUUGAGCAACUAAUAUGAAUUAGACUGAAAUGACUUUGAGCAACAAAUAUGAAUUAGACUGAAAUGACUUUGAGCAACAAAUAUGAAUUACACUGAAAUGACUUUGAGCAACAAAUAUGAAUUAGACUGAAAUGACUUUGAGCAACAAAUAUGAAUUAGACUGAAAUGACUUUGAGCAACAAAUAUGAAUUAGACUGAAAUGACUUUGAGCAACAAAUAUGAAUUAGACUGAAAUGACUUUGAGCAACAAAUAUGAAUUAGACUAAAAUGACUUUGAGCAACUAGAAGGGCAGGCUAGUAGAUAGCGCUUAACGUCUUCCUUUCAAGCUCCACAAGCACAGAAAGGUAUUGAAGAGCAAUUUAUCGAACAUAAUGGCCAAUUUAGUGCACGGACUAAUUCUUAGGUAUGCUUUGUACUUGUACGAUAUUUGUUUCUUAUAUCUGUUCUUUUGCUAGCAAAUUUUGUUUAAUUAAAUAGAUAAAAAACAAGCAGAGUAGUAUACUAUAAAAUGAUAGUGCACGGACUAAUUCCUAGGUAUGCUUUGUACUUGUACGAUAUUUGUUUCGUAUAUCUGUUCUUUUGCUAGCAAAUUUUGUUUAAUUAAAUAGAUAAAAAACAAGCAGAGUAGUAUACUUUAAAAUAGUCAUAUACAGGGGCGAGACCCACAACCUCAAAAUAUGUUAUAUCCACUGAAGUAGCUGUCGGCCUGUUAAAGUGCAUCCGAAGGAAUAAAUGCGGUAUCCUCCAAAA
Molecule: messenger RNA, 2965 nt
Organism: Nematostella vectensis (starlet sea anemone)
Lineage: Eukaryota; Metazoa; Cnidaria; Anthozoa; Actiniaria; Edwardsiidae
Product: trace amine-associated receptor 13c
Exons: 2
Coding region: 341-1441 (366 amino acids)
Biological process (GO): G protein-coupled receptor signaling pathway
Cellular component (GO): membrane
Molecular function (GO): G protein-coupled receptor activity
Source: RefSeq, a predicted model, not a curated record